AUGUCGAUCCCUAUCAUUCGGACUUUGGUAAUUGCAUACUUUUGCCUUCUUCCACACAAGUUCAUUCUCUGCGAAGACUGUAUUUCUGCUGGCGGAUGUGCAGAUUUCACUACGCUGAAAAAGCGACAAAGUGAUGAGUCAUCCUCUCAAAGCUCAUCGCGAAGUAGAUCGGCAAAACGAAAGGAGCGCGAGGCUGACUUGUCAAGUAAGGGGGGCAAGCGAUCAUCUAGUUCUAGGCCUUUACAGGAUCAACUACAAUCAUCUCGAACUGCAACGUCACACAAAAAGCCAAAGAUUCAAAACUUCAUUGAUCGGGUUGGUGUAAGCGAAUCAUCAAGUUCGAUGCAUGCUCAAACACAAAUAUCUUCUCAUGAACGGCCUUCGACGAUGAGUCUUGAUCUUUCGCUCGGUGGUGCUCGAAGUCAUGCUAGUACUUCUGUCCAGAAAGAUGCCAGAAAUUCCGCAUCUCCUCCAGCAAGUUCAAGCUUUGAUGCAACUCAGGAUACCGCACAUCGUGAUACAACACAUAUCAAGCCAUUUUCCAGCGAUGUUUUGCGCGGUGCUCGCGGCGGCAAAAAGCCAGCUGGUUACGACACAAGAGCACAAAAGAUUGCACGAUACACUGAAAAAUACCUGAAAGCGGGUGAAACAAAGAAAGAAGCAGUGCAAAAAGCAAACAAUGAGUAUGCUCAACGAACGCGACGUAAUCGUGAGGAUUGGAAAGCUUGGCGAGAAAUUGUGAGGACGGAUCCAUCUAGAGCCCGUGAAAUGACAACACAGGUACCGAAAAGAAUGGGAAGGUCAGAUUAUAUUCGUCUUCGUACCCAUCAACUAUUAUCUCGCGGAAUGACUGCUGAUAUUAACGAAGCAAUUCGGAUCGCUAGAGAAGAGAAUGAUCAGCAACUUUCUCAUAGACGAAAUUACAGUAAAACGUUUGUUCGCAAAAACAAAAGGCCUUGA
Molecule: messenger RNA, 960 nt
Organism: Meira miltonrushii
Lineage: Eukaryota; Fungi; Basidiomycota; Exobasidiomycetes; Exobasidiales; Brachybasidiaceae
Exons: 1
Coding region: 1-960 (319 amino acids)
Source: RefSeq, a predicted model, not a curated record